Pyrgilauda ruficollis (rufous-necked snowfinch) is the source of this 6472-nucleotide messenger RNA. It is a transcript of the gene AKR1A1, whose product is annotated as aldo-keto reductase family 1 member A1. The transcript has 9 exons. Gene Ontology annotation, cellular component: cytosol. Gene Ontology annotation, biological process: aldehyde catabolic process. Gene Ontology annotation, molecular function: aldose reductase (NADPH) activity. NCBI's taxonomy places the organism in Eukaryota, Metazoa, Chordata, Aves, Passeriformes, Passeridae. The record is from RefSeq and is a predicted model, not a curated record. Bases 3675 to 4658 code for a protein of 327 amino acids.
UAUAAUUAUUUGAAGGCCUCAGAGGGUACGCAGGACUUUGAGAGAGAGUAAGGGAUGACUGGCAUGUCAUUCAUGUGAGUUAAGUGUUGGCCAUAGACAGAAGUAAAACGAAACCUCUCACGAGCAGAGAUGUGUGUUCGCAGUGUUACAGAGGUGCGGUGUCAAAUCUCCAUCCUCUCUCUCUGCACUACCCACUGCCCCCUCUCCCUGAUACUCGUGGUAGAUGGAAACCCUUGGAAGAUACGGUUACUUCAGGGAGCUGCAUCAUUCAGUAGUGAAGCUGCUCUGAGGGACGUUUAACCUCAGUGAUUCUGCCAUAGGCACUGUCUUUGAAUCCAAGAGUGAAGAAGCAGUGCGGUACUUUUUAAGGGCCAAAUUUUGAAUUUAAAUGUGAAAGCUUUAUUAAAUAAUGAAUACUAAAAGCCAUUAAGCCGUAUCAAGGACAAAAAUGCUUGCUUCUGUCAAAAGUGAUAAAUGUGCUCACCAACUGAUUUUUACUCAUCUGGUUUGCAGUUUACAGUUGUGUUUCUUAUACCUGUUAAAACUUGAUUAUAAAUUGUAAUGAGUAGAAAACCACAAAGGAUUAACAAACUUUAAAUGUUUAUAAUCAAGAUCACUGUGUAGUGUUGCUCGGUGACCAUACCCAUGUGGUGGUUCAUCCAGAGAUGACUCAUUUUGGGACUAGAUGAAAUUAAUUGUUAAAUAAUGAAAGCAAAUAACAUGCAUAUAUGGACUCAGGAAAAAAUCUGCACUCACUUUCAUGCAAGCAAUUUAUCUACUUCUAUUGCUAUAGCACGCUUAAUCUUUUACAGGAAGAAGUUUGCUCUCUUAACAUCAGCAUUCUCCUGAGAAUUGAGGGCUGUAUAUUGAGACAUGUAUGUACCUCCCCAUCACCUCAGGCCAAUCAACCUGUGAACAGAUUAACCCCUGAAAGGUCAGGCAGUCCUAAUCAAAACCUCCAGAACAAUGUAGUCCCACUGCAGUUCCAGCAUGAUUACCAAUGGACAAAGCAGUAAUGACUUUCUCAUGGUUUCUGACUCCUUUAAUGCUUGUUGUGCUCAUUUCUCUUACUUUCAGAUGCACAAUAUACCCACUAUGGUCUGCAGGUUGUUCCAGGUUUGUGCCGUAAGCAUUGCCUUUCCAUUCAUAUGUCUGUUCAUUUUGAUUAAUUUCUGAGCUUGCCUUUCCAGAUGUCAGUUUCUGGAGGUAUUGGAAUAAUAAAUUGUCAGGGCCACUCCUUGUUCAGUGAGCACCUGGGUGCCUUUCUCAACCUUUAGAUGUAGGAUGCUACUUAGAUUAAAACAAUUAUGUUUUCCAGGAAAGAGAGGCCAUGUCUACCCCCACAGGUGCUGGAAGGAUGGAGUUCUCUCCCCAGAGCAGUGUAACUGUGCUGUUGUGUUCUGCUGAAAUAGCUGCCAGACAGGAUCAGCUUGUACCUGAUUAGCAUGGAGCAUCAGAGCCCAGUGCAGGCCUCUGUGCACCCAUCCACUCAGACAGGGACACAAUAAGUACUUCAUCUAUCAACAAAGAGGAGCUGGCAGGCCCUGCAGUGCCAGAGCAGUGAAACUACCCAAACUGGGAGACAAACUAGCUUUCACAUCCAUCAUUUUGAUCACAGUAUCUCCCAGGUAUCUUGGUUGGGAAUGGGCCCCUGAUGUGAAAAACAAAUGCCCUGCUGUGUGUAAAAAGAAAGACAAAAAAACUGGACCUGUUUCAGAACAUUACCACACAUUUGGGUUUCCAUGCAUUUGAGAAUGGUUUUGUGUAAGAGUAUCAAAGAUUUCCAGAAUAAGAUAAACUUCGUUGGAAUAGUAAUGGAUUUGGCAACACUGGGUAUGUCCCUGGAGCACACAGUAGAAGUAGUCCCUGCAUGCCCUCAAAAACCAGCGUGUUGGGACACCCCCACACAUUCCCUGUGGAGUUCAUCACUGCAUGUGCCAAAAGCCCACUGAAUCCUAAAUAUUCCAAACCUCCUACGUACACAUGGUACUACCAGAGGCACAGUCAGAGUCGAGUCCUGGCCAUGUGGGGACAAUUUAAUUUAAUAUUUGCAGAAAGUCAGCUGACAAGUCAGCAACUGACAAGUUCCAUGGGGCAUUUAUGCACAAGCAGCUGGUGCACAAUCAUUUUAAUGAAAACAACUGCAUGUCUUUAAAUAUACAAUGCACAUAUUAGCUUUCCUUGUUUGAAUCAAGUUUUUUACCUAUUUCAAGGUCAAAAUUACCUCUUCUCUGCAUUUUUUUUUUCAAUUAGCAGGCCAUUACAGUAUGUUUAGAUAACCACUGCCUUUUGAUGACAAAAUGUUUAAGCUUCCUGACCUUUUCUCUGUUACUCCCCUAUUACAUUAGUGGAGGCUGAGGUUUGUUAAAUUUUUCAUAUGUGAGAUUUACAUAAUUCAACGAUCUUCUUUCGCUUGAAGAUUGUGGAUUUUCAAAUGGAUGUGGUUGCCAAGGUCCUCAUAAAAAUAAAUCAAACUCAGCAGUGAUCCCUCCCCCUUUAUUCUUUCAUUUCCUGCUUCCUGUUAUUUAUAAUUGUUCUCUUAUCCUUGCACUUUUCUUCCACUUUCCUUUAUUUUGUCAAAACAGGCUGUGCAAUAGAAAAAUCUGGUCACUUGCAUGCCCAAGAGAUUAAUUGACCUUUGUGCCUUUAAGCGGUUCAAGUCAGAACAGCAAAGACAGAAUUCGCAGCAGAUUUAUCUUUCUGGAAAUAAGUAACAGGCUCUUCAAAGCCCCACCAGAGGCAUCAAUUGCCUUAUUUCUGAUCUAAUCUAAGUUCUGAAUGUUUAUAAAGUGCUUCUAAAGAUGGAAUCCUGGAGUAAAAGUCAAAGCAUCAAAAAUUAUCUGUUUUCAGUUGUGUUUAAGAUUGGGUGCACAGUUGGUUCUCGAUUGCAGGCCAAAGUCUGCUCCAGCGGAAGGCUUUGACAGCAGUAGCAGGGCUGUCCCUGCCCAGCAGUGCAAGCACGCAGCUGAACCAGCCUGCUUUAAUCUCACUGCGGUCCCGAGCAAACAAGGAAAUGAAUUCCUGGCCAUCUGCAAGGAGAGGAGCCCCAGCAUUCUCGGAAAGUGCAACUUCUCUAUGGACCUUAGAGCGCAAAAGCUGAAGCAGAACGAGUGCAAUCGGUCUUUCACUUUCCCUGGAUUCCUGUUAUUUAGUUCUGCAAAUAAAACUGGGGAUAUUCGGUCUUCCUACAAGUAGAAACGGCUUCAAAAGGCCGUGAUAAACAGCAGUCGGGGAGAUGCAGACGCUUCUUGUUGAAUUUAUGGGCCAGGGUCGUCUUUUGUCGCUUCCCCUCGUGUGGUGCAGCAUUUAUCACUCCGGGACAAAUUUAUCGGCGGGAGCGGCGAGGCUGGGCUGCCUGAGCUUCCCGACGGGAACCGGGCCGGGAGGGCACGGAAGAUCAGCGGGACAAACCCGAUGAGAAACAGGAGUGGGUCGGUGCCGGGGGCCCGAUGAGUUACGGGGAGCCCCACCGGGGGCAGAGCCGCGAGGGCAGCUCAGCCCCGCUAAAGCCCCACUGAUGGACUUUCACAUUUGAACCCGCCCGGGCACCCGCGCUGCCCCGGCCCGCGGCCCGUUCCCGGCGGAAGCGGAAGGGCCGGGCAGCAGCCGGAGCAGCAGCGGGAGCCCAGCCUGAGUAGCGGCGGCAGGAGCGGCGCUCGGUAGCGGCGGCAAACAUGCCUGCAACAUGCGACUUUGUUACACUCCACACUGGGCAGAAGAUGCCUCUCGUGGGACUGGGAACUUGGAAGAGUGACCGUGGCCAAGUGAAGGAGGCAGUGAAACACGCCCUCAGCGUGGGCUAUCGCCACAUCGACUGCGCGGCCGCCUACAGCAACGAAGCCGAGAUCGGGGAGGCCUUCCAGGAGUGCGUUGGGCCCAGCAAGGUUAUUAAAAGGGAGGACCUGUUUGUAACAUCAAAGCUCUGGAAUACCAAGCACCACCCUGAAGAUGUAGAGCCAGCACUGAGGAAAACACUUGGAGAUAUGAAACUGGAUUACCUGGACCUGUACCUCAUGCACUGGCCUCAUGCCUUUGAACGAGGGGACAACCUCUUCCCAAAGAAUCCUGAUAACACGAUGCGUUAUGACUACAUUGAUUAUAAGGAAACCUGGAAGGCUAUGGAGAAACUAGUGGAAAAAGGUCUUGUGAAAGCCAUUGGGCUGUCAAACUUCAACAGUCGUCAGAUUGAUGAUGUUCUAAGUGUGGCUACUGUGAAGCCAGCUGUGCUCCAGGUGGAAUGCCAUCCUUACCUAGCUCAGAACGAGCUGAUUGCUCACUGCCAGAAACGAGGACUGGUGGUCACUGCCUACAGUCCCCUUGGCUCUCCGGAUCGCAUGUGGAAACACCCGGAUGAGCCUGUGCUGCUAGAGGAACCUGGGGUCAAAAAAAUUGCUGAAAAAUACAGCAAGUCACCUGCACAGAUCAUCCUCAGAUGGCAAGUGCAGCGUAAAGUGGUUGUCAUUCCCAAGAGUGUCACUCCUGCUCGCAUUCAGCAGAAUCUGCAGGUGUUUGACUUCAGCCUCACAGAAGAGGAGAUGAGCCACAUUGGAAGCCUGAACAAAAACUGGCGCUACAUUGUGCCAAUGAUUACGGUGGAUGGAAAGCUAGUAGCCAGAGAUGCUGGACACCCCCACUACCCCUUCAACGACCCCUAUUAAGAACUGGAAAAUGAGGUGUUACAGUAACGAUCCAGUAAUUGCCUUCACACAAAGUAAUUGUUGCGACGAUUUUUUGACAGUUGCCACUGCCCAAAUUAAAACCUUCCUUCCCAAGUGGGUUUUCCUACAAUGUACUACUUCUAAUCGACCUCCUGCCUGGAGAUCCUGUAGCUUCUGUUUCAGAGAUUUUGUUUGUGGAUUUAUCACAAUGACUACAAGCUGGCUCCUGGAGGCAUCAGAUCUUUUGGAGAUUAGAUAAAGAGUGAGGAGUCUAAGUCAAGUUCCAGACACAUCGUUAUCAGACAAGGGCAUUACUUUGAGUAAUUACUUUGGUUACUACUGUGAAACGGUUUUGAAAACUUCAAUUGCUACCAUGAUGAGGGGAAAAAAAGAAGGGUGAAGGUGUGAAAGUUUUUUAAGGCUAAAGAAUUGCUCAGCCAUCAACUUUGAUCUCUUUUAUUAAUAAUUUUUUACACAGGGAAUAAAGUGAAAGGUGCUACAAUUGCACUAUGUCCCUAAAUCAUUCAUUAAAACCCAAGUAAUCAGACAUGCCCAGUGCUUUUAUCCACUUCAUAGUACUUUUGGGACCUAGAGUUGUCAAUUUUCUCUUUCUUUUAAUUUGCCUGUAGAUUUGAGCAGAAUAAAAGCAGACCCUGGAGCAGGCCUUCAGGGCAAUCCUCUCUCUUGCUUGUCACAGUGCUGGGUUUCAGCUCUCACAGCACCUCUGAUCCUAUCACAAAAGCCACAAGAACUUUGCAGCAAGUCUUGCAGAAAAACAUCCUGCUUUUCCUAUGAAGGUGUCCAGUAUUUCUUGACCAAAGAUGUCCAUUUUGAGUUCUGGAAGGUCACAAAAUUAGUUCCUAAUUGCACAGUAAGACCAAAGACCUUUCAGAGCUCCCAGUGUUUUAAUGUUGCAUUUUUGGUUGCUGCCAAAAAAUGUCUUUGGCUGAUGCUUAGGAGAGCUGCUCCUGUCUCCUGCUGUACCACUGACCUGCUGGUAACUCGGGGCGAGUCCUUUGCCUUUUGUGCCUGUUUUCCUACUUGCCAUGUCUGUGUUCCCCUGGCAGGGACUGAUUUGCUGAGUGCUGAUGCACCCUUGGACUGGAACUCCAGCUCUUAAGCAGUUUUCUUUUGUGUCAGUCUCCUAAUGAACUGGCUGAGCACAAAGGGCAUGAGGUGUUGGUACCUACCUGUGCUCUGGUGGUGACACUUUCUGUGGCCUUAGAAACAUCAACACUUUAUUUUGGUCCUCUCUACCUGUUAAGUAGGAUUAAUUUUUUUCCCACAGUAAUUAGAAUUGCUAUUGGAUUGCUAUUUUCCCGUAGCAAGCAAUUAGAAAAACAGUCUUGUAUAUCAAAUAGUUCAAAAGUUAAGGAAUUAGACGCUUUAAUUUGGAUACCCUCGUUUGCAAUAGGCCUAUAGCAGAUCUAUGUAUUCGAGUGUAAAGCUUUCUCAGGUAAUUCCUGCCUUGGGCCUCACAGUGUGCAGCUGAACUGCAAAAAAAAGAGUGACACCAAUUUAUCACUCCUUGUAAACCGCAGGCAAAAUUUCAGGAACUUCUGUUGCUUCGUAAAAUGCUUCUUAAUUCCUCAUGAAUUUGCCUCAGUGGAGGAAGCCAAUCCUCCUUUAGGAUUCUUUAUUAGACUGGACGUUUUCUCCUAAGGAAAAUUAAAUUCUUGUUGAUAUAUUUAAUUGUUCUACUCAAACAUGGUGACUUUGAAUACUGUUCUUGUUGCAAUCCUGCCAAGGACAGUGGCUUUUCUUGCUUGUUUCACUUGCAUGUUUGCUUGUUUAAAUAAAUUCUGUACUCAUUG